AUGAAGCAGAAGAAGGACACGCCGAACAUCGUAAAACCAGACCACACAGUGACUCAUCUUGCCCAUUUCUCCGCUAAAAUAUCACCUGCAACUCCUGCCAGCCCGACUGCUAGUCCCAAGGAAUCAAACAAACCAACAUUUCAACCAGACUCAAUCAAGAAAAACCACUCGAACGGUAUAGAGAACAACCACAUAUCUGAAUCGAGAUCUUACGUGGAUUCCAGAGAAAAUUCAUAUAUGUCCCCGGCCCCUACUCCUCCUGCUGCCAAAAAAGAGAAACCAUUAUCUGCUGCAAGCUCUCCCACAAGUACAAAAAGAUCAACCACAGCUUUUAGAGAUGUUCCCGUUAUUGGCACCAUCACGCAGAUAACCACUACAACGACCGUAUCUGCCCCGAAAUCUAGUCGAGAGCCGCAGACGAUUGGUACCAUAACGCAGAUAUCGUCGGCUGUUAAUGGAGUGCCAACGCCAGGAUCUGCUGGAUAUCCACACAUCCCAACACGAACGUUUAGUAAAAUGAAGGGCGUGAAUUAUAGUACAGGUCCAGCCGGGUCGAAUGGUGAAGUAAACGGAAGCAGUAAUAAUACGACAAUAUCGCCAACACAACCAGCACAACCAACGACAUUCAAAAGUAGACUAGAAGCUAGUGCAUCCCAUGCACCACACUCAUCGCUUCUGGAACUAAGUAGUAAAUCAAAUAGAUCGCUGCAGCAGCUAGGUGCUCGUCUAGGUGCUCUAGGACUGGGGCCACCGACAGGAAAUCAGUCGUCUGGUCUACCAGGCGCUUUCUUAACUCCAGAAGCUCUAAUACGACUAUCAUCUACAGAUCCGAGGAUACGGAAGGGCGCUGCUACUAAUGAGAUGAAUGCUUUGGCUAAUGCUAGUAAAGCUGGUGCUGAGACUGUUAUGUCGGCUUGGGCGAGACUGAUUCGGCAAGCUGCUGCUGGUGGUGUCUUUGAAAAGAGACUGGAGGCUUUAGAACGGGCUCAUUACUGUGGGCAAGAGCACCAAAAGGAAGAUUGGAAGCUGCACAAGUCAGUUUGUGAUAGGCUGAAGCUUGCUAAGAUCGACGAGGCAACAUUAGGUUGGCCGGUAUCUCUACCUCCUCUGAAUCUGUUUACAGAAGCAGAUCUGGCUGCUGUAGACAAUUGGACGACAUUUGUUGACCGGUUUCUGCCAUUUGGUGAAAAAUGGAAUCCACCCGCAAAUGCACCAGGCCCUCAAAAGGACUUUCAUCUAUCUCUACAUCGGUGUCUCACUGAUGUUGUAACUUAUCCAUUUACGAUUGCACUCACAUUACGGCAUAUAUCCGUGGAUGUGUCUAGACUGAAACGACCAUUACGUAUACAUAUAUUGACAUUCCCCUCAACUGAUAUUCCGGAUAGCAUACCACCCAUAGUACUACCGCGGUGUUUAGAUGCUAUAUUACUAGGACACUCUGGUAUAGAUAUCUUAUGUACAGGACCUGAUGUCGAUCCGUACCGGGAUGCGGUCGAAGUAGAAGGUCGUGAUGUAAAGCAACGGGCAUGGAAAGGCCUCUAUAAUGAAUGGCGGACAUGCCACUAUCGGACUUUAGAACCAGUACCUGACCUUGCCGUGUUAUUUCACCCUAUGCUCUCUACACCUUCAGCUCUAGCUGCUGCAUUGCCUUCACUACGGAUCUUUUCUGCCGAUCAGAUACCGGUGCUGAUAACAGAUCCAGAUGAGGGUGAUUAUACCCAGACGAUACUACAAAUGCAUGAAAGUGCUGUAAGGAUUGAAAGGACGUAUUAUGCUGGCAAGAAUCCGUGGGCUGGUGAAGUAGAACGACAGAGUAAUGUGUUUCUGAAUCGGGUGUCGCCCACUAAUGGCUUUAUGCAAAUAUAUAAGGGGCUGAAGGGUUAG
Messenger RNA from Synchytrium microbalum, 1884 nucleotides. RefSeq lists its product as uncharacterized. The transcript is spliced from 4 exons. The record is from RefSeq and is a predicted model, not a curated record. NCBI's taxonomy places the organism in Eukaryota, Fungi, Chytridiomycota, Chytridiomycetes, Synchytriales, Synchytriaceae. Bases 1 to 1884 code for a protein of 627 amino acids.